AUGGAUUUAAAAAGAAUCUCAUUUGAAAUAAAAAUUUGCAGGAGGAAGGAGCAAGAUCUUUUCGAUGCAAUGGGUUUAAUGCAUGCUGGUGUUACCUUCAUUGGGGUUGUAAAUGGUGCCUCAGUGCAGCCUAAAGUAGCAAUUGAGAGAACAGUCUUCUACAGGGAGGGAGGUGCAGAAUGUAUUCAGCUUACCAUAUGCUAUUUCACUAGUACUACUACAAUUCAAUUGGAAAAUAGUUAUCACCAUUUAUGCAGAGAAUACCCAUAUGGUGGAGAUGGUGCUACUGGAUUUGCCCUGUUGCAUGGACCUUGUAAGAAUUGGUGGCUUCCCAAUAUGGAGAUGACAUGCACAAACUUGAGAAUGGUGAAAGAGUUGAAGAAUUUAUAUUUAGGGAUUGAGAGGGAAAUUAAGGAAGAGAGUGAAAGUGAACGAUGGUGGCAUGCAUGGAUGCCUGAAAUGGCAGGAACCAGGAAAAGGAAGAAGAGUGAGAUAUGGAAGAAGAAAGCAUUAAAUUGGAAAUACGUAGCGUAG
Molecule: messenger RNA, 534 nt
Organism: Sphenostylis stenocarpa
Lineage: Eukaryota; Viridiplantae; Streptophyta; Magnoliopsida; Fabales; Fabaceae
Source: the annotation of a GenBank genome assembly